AAGGAGAUAAAUGGAAAAUACAGUAUGGGGUGACAUGUCUUUUCUUGGUAUACAGAAAGUGGAGGGAGGGGGUUACAGGAUAACUCUGCUCUUUGUUCCACAAAAACUGGCGUAGCUUGUUGGCACAAAUCAAAAUACAAAGAGCAAUCUUCUGUGGACCAGCUACUGGAUCUGAUAGGUUAGGAUUAGGUGUCACUUUGCGAAGCCUUAGUGGAUCAGAGACUAAAUAUUCUUAUGAAGGAUUUCCUAGUGCCUGCUUCGUCUAGUACAAAAAACUAGUUAUGGAAGUGGAUACAAAGGAGAUGCAUACACAAAGCAAAUCAAAUAAUGCUGUUACAGAUAGUAUUGAGACUGAUAAAUCUGUUGAGGAGAAUCUCACUGAUGGUUUGUUGGCGCAUUUCCUUCCUGAAUGUGACAAAGCCAAGUCAACCAUCUCUGAACUUACAGAGAACCAACGUAUAUUAAUCGAAACCAUCUUGCAAGAGAACUCAAAAUUCUCAGAAUGUCACACUAUUAGUGAUCUUGCUAAAAUAAUGACUCAGUCUAAGGUGUAUCGUGCUAAGUUGCUCCAUAUUAAGAAAGAAAUGGUUCAGCUAACAGAGAAGUCAUCAAAGUUAAAACAUAAGGCUAUAAAGAUUCAACAGGACAAACAGAAGGAAGCACUACAGAAGGAGCAACAGAAAGAAAAAGAUCUCGAGAGGGAGAGACAUUUGGUAGCAAAGACUGCUAAGAAGCCUCAACAACAUAAUGAUGUGUUGUGAAUAAUAUCAUUUAUAUUAAAUGCAAUUUUUGUGGAUCUUAACAUUUGAAAUUAAUCAGAUUUACAUUUGCAGUUUAUGAAACUAAUUAUUGCAUUCAACAAUUGUUAAAUUCAUACAAUUACAAAGCAUAUCUAGUGUCAUCGCAGGUUCGAGAUAUAUCAAGAUCAUUAUCAAAAUGAUUCUGACGUUGCACGCAAUCGAUUUCUGAAAGUACUGUAUACAGCAUAUUUUUUGAAAAAGAUUUACUAAAAAUCUAUUUCCAUUUUCCGAUGUCAUUUUCAUGCAGAUAUCUUACCAGUAUUUAUACUGCAAUGUUACAUGAAAUCAUGCUUCCAUUUUUAAGAUAUUUUACCUUGUUGAUAUGAUGCAAUCAUUCCAUCUUUCUAAUAUCUGUUUUGCAAUCUGACGACUGUAAGUAUCUAUUGCUUUUUGCAUGAUGAGUAUUUUAGGUUCAGAACUCUGCACAGAUAUAGUAGGUGCUGAAUUUCAAAUAACUGAAAAUCAGCAAAAAUCAAUAGCUGGGAAAUAUAAUGGCAUUGAAUGAAUGUAUAUUAGUGGGAGUACAGUAGUUAAAUUAUAAUGAAAUUGUUAUAUAUUAGCUUGUUAAUAUUGCUUCUGAAUAAACAUUGUCAUAACUUUAAAUAA
This is a messenger RNA of Owenia fusiformis, 1406 nucleotides long. Lineage: Eukaryota; Metazoa; Annelida; Polychaeta; Sabellida; Oweniidae. The record is from the annotation of a GenBank genome assembly.